UUUGGACCCGUUCUUCCGAUAGUGAGCGUCCAAUCGGAGGACGACGCCAUCAAUUUCAUCAAAAAGGGAGACAAACCGUUGUCUUUGUAUUUGUUCUCAACUAAUCAGAAGACAAUCGAUAAGUUUGUAAACGAGACAUCGAGUGGCUCCAUUUGUGGAAACGAUACCGUCAUUCACCUCUCGAUAGAUACGCUGCCAUUUGGUGGCAUUGGAGCCUCAGGUUUGGGUCGAUAUCACGGAAAGUACUCUUUUGACACUUUCUCACACGAGAAGUCAAUACUGAUUCGCGGAUAUAAUCCGGUUCUGGAGGCCAUCGGAUCUAAGCGCUAUCCACCCUAUAAUGACAGUAAACUCCGGUUUAUGUCCCUAUUAUUGGCCAAAAGACGCGACUUUACGCCCAAAUAUUUGUCGCAAUACUUGAUGUACGCUUUGGGUGUCGUAACUGUCCUCGGAGUUCAGGCUUUGUAUUAAAAGUACAACAAAUUGUGACAUAUUUUGCACAACUAUUAUGUAUACCUUAAACAUAAACUAUAUGAUUAUAUUAUGAUUGCAAUUCAGGCACAAGUUAUGCCAAAUAUAUCCAAUUUAUUUGCACAC
Molecule: messenger RNA, 597 nt
Organism: Oppiella nova
Lineage: Eukaryota; Metazoa; Arthropoda; Arachnida; Sarcoptiformes; Oppiidae
Source: the annotation of a GenBank genome assembly